CAACAAUUGGAAACAAAUUGUUGCUUUCUGCUUAUUUCUGUAUUCAAUCUCCAUUACAAUGUUACUCAAACUUUUGAUUGUUUUUACAUUGUUUUACCCAAUCUCAACAAUCCCAACAAUCUCUUUGGUGAACUUGCCAUUGAAAAUACCUAAAGGAAGUUCAGUGAUUAAUGCUACUUUAACUGAUGUCAAUGGAUAUAAAAUUUAUUUUAUACAAGAGUUGAUAUCAGCUUCUGGACCAACAAUCAAAGGUAAAAUUUUAAUCUCAGGCGAUGAGGAUUCCUACUCAGUACAUUAUAAUGCUGAUUCGUAUACUGGCGUGGACAGCAAGGAACGGUUGUUUAUUCAAGGUAAGAAGAUUCGAGUUUUUUGA
Messenger RNA from Tetranychus urticae (two-spotted spider mite), 373 nucleotides. The record is from RefSeq and is a predicted model, not a curated record. NCBI's taxonomy places the organism in Eukaryota, Metazoa, Arthropoda, Arachnida, Trombidiformes, Tetranychidae.